AUGUCCCGUCCCGAACACAUUGCACCUCCUGAGAUCUUUUAUGGCGAAGUAGAGGCCAGAAAGUAUACUGACAAUUCUCGUAUUGCUUCCAUUCAAGCAGAGAUGGCAUACCGUGCUCUGGAGUUGCUGAACUUGUCAGAGGGACCCAAGUUCCUGUUGGAUAUUGGAUGUGGAUCUGGACUUAGUGGAGAGAUUCUUGAAGAAGAGGGCCAUGUGUGGGUUGGAAUGGAUAUUUCACCACACAUGAUUGAUGUAGCUAGAGAAAGAGAAGUAGAAGGUGACUUGUUUGUUCAGGAUGCUGGACAGGGUGUCGGUUUCCGUCCUGGAACAUUUGAUGGUUGCAUUAGUGUUUCAGUAUUGCAGUGGCUGUGUAAUGCAGACAAGACUAUCAAUCGACCCAAGGCACGUCUGCAGAGAUUUUUUUCUACUUUAUAUGCUUCGUUGAAGAAGAGCGCCAGAGCUGUGUUCCAGUUUUACCCGGAAAACGAUGAUCAGAUCAAGUUGAUUAUUGACGUGGCAACAAGAUGUGGUUUUGAGGGUGGUCUUUUGGUUGAUUAUCCCAACUCCAAGAAAGCCAAGAAAUAUUAUCUCUGUCUGUUUGCUGGUACUCAAACAGGCCGCCGUAAUGAACUUCCAAAGGCUCUUGGAGAAGACGGAGAAAUGCACCCGGAUGAGGUCAAGUCUAUCUCGAACGAGAACCGAAGACUGGUAACCCGUAAGCGAAAGACAAACCGCACUUCGGUCAAGGACAAGAAGUGGGUUCAGCACAAAAAAGAGGUUGCUCGUGAUCGGGGCGACAAGGUUGUUGCCAAUGACUCCAAAUACACGGCUCGUAAGCGAAAAGUCCGCUUCUAA
Molecule: messenger RNA, 855 nt
Organism: Phycomyces blakesleeanus NRRL 1555(-)
Lineage: Eukaryota; Fungi; Mucoromycota; Mucoromycetes; Mucorales; Phycomycetaceae
Exons: 4
Coding region: 1-855 (284 amino acids)
Biological process (GO): rRNA (guanine-N7)-methylation
Cellular component (GO): nucleolus
Molecular function (GO): rRNA (guanine) methyltransferase activity
Source: RefSeq, a predicted model, not a curated record